Eucalyptus grandis is the source of this 615-nucleotide messenger RNA. RefSeq lists its product as uncharacterized. The transcript has a single exon. The record is from RefSeq and is a predicted model, not a curated record. NCBI's taxonomy places the organism in Eukaryota, Viridiplantae, Streptophyta, Magnoliopsida, Myrtales, Myrtaceae. Bases 1 to 615 code for a protein of 204 amino acids.
AUGGAACCUCCUGGCCAGAAUCCAGCUCCUCCCGAAGAUGCACGACUGGCUGCUUUGUGCUCUCAUCUUGGACGCCUAUGGGAAACACAGAGCAUUGAAGUCUGUGAUGAAGCGCCUUCGAUUGACAAAUUGGCUGAAUGCAAACUCAUCCUCGUCGGUAAGGUACUUACCCAAAAUUCAAUCAAUCUUCCAGCUUUCCAAAGUACCAUGAGGCGAGCUUGGCGAGUAGACACUGUGGAAAUUACACACCCUGAAACUGACAUAUACGUUAUGAAGUUCCGAACUGAACUGGAAAAACAGAGAAUUCUUGAUAAUGGGCCAUGGCAUUUUGGAAAUCACCUUGUUAUUAUCAAGCCUUGGAUUCCUAAUACCCCCCUGUACUGCUAUGACUUCUCUACAUGUACCUUUUGGGUCCAAGUCUUUGGUCUCCCGUUAGAACGUUGCACAGAAGAAGUUAUUCGCAGGGCUGUCCGCCAUGUUGGUAGGGUUCAAGCAGUCAAAAUUGAUGGUAAAGACGGUACAUCUCUUCGGUCUGUCCGUGCAAGGAUUGAUCUCAGUCUUAAUGAACCUCUUAAACCAGGACAACUGCUGCGAGUUGCAGGAACAACUUUCUAG